Gambusia affinis (western mosquitofish) is the source of this 6669-nucleotide messenger RNA. RefSeq names its product ubiquitin specific peptidase 36 (gene usp36). The record is from RefSeq and is a predicted model, not a curated record. Gene Ontology annotation, biological process: protein deubiquitination; regulation of apoptotic process. Gene Ontology annotation, cellular component: nucleus; cytosol. Bases 124 to 3507 code for a protein of 1127 amino acids. The transcript has 20 exons. Gene Ontology annotation, molecular function: cysteine-type deubiquitinase activity; cysteine-type endopeptidase activity. Lineage: Eukaryota; Metazoa; Chordata; Actinopteri; Cyprinodontiformes; Poeciliidae.
CUGACCCCGCCCCCUCAUAAUGCAGCAUGGGCAGAAAAAAUACCAGAUUCGGUAGCUUCAGCUGAGAGAGCAUACUCCUGUUGAGGAAUAUUUGGCCGAUUAAACCAAAGUAAUGUUCCAACGAUGCCGAUAGUAGACAAACUCAAGGAGGCGUUGAAACCCGGUCGGAAGGAGACGGGCGACGAUGGCGACCUCAACAAGCUGCUGGCUUCUUCCGCCAAGAAGGUGCUUUUGCAGAAAAUCGAGUUUGAGCCCGCCAGCAAGGGCUUCUCCUACCAGCUGGACAGCCUGAAGAACAAGUACGUGAUUCUCAACCCCAGAACCGAGGGCGCCGCGGGCCAGAAAGCUGCAGAGCCCGCUCAAAUAAAGAGGCAAGCAUCUGAAAAUGUGAUCAGCAACCAGGGCGACGGGAUCCCAGCCCCGCAGAAAAUGCUCUUUCCUGGCAACAAGGUCAAUCUGAAAUGGGAGCGUGUGUACAGGGUGGGAGCUGGUCUUCACAACCUUGGAAACACCUGCUUCCUCAACUCCACCGUUCAGUGUCUCUCCUACACCCCGCCGCUCGCCAACUACCUACUGUCAAAGGAGCACAGUCGGGCCUGCCACCAGUCAGGCUUCUGUAUGAUCUGUGUAAUGCAGAACCAUAUCAUCCAAGCCUUCGCCAACACUGGCAACGCCAUUAAGCCCGUCUCCUUCAUCAGAGACCUGAAAAAAAUCGCUAGACAUUUUCGCUUUGGAAGCCAAGAAGACGCCCAUGAGUUCCUGCGCUACACCAUUGAUGCCAUGCAGAAAGCCUGUCUCAAUGGAUACCCAAAACUCGAUAGACAGACUCAAGCCACAACACUGGUUCACCAGAUUUUUGGAGGUUACCUCAGGUCAAGAGUGAAAUGCUCCAUCUGCAAAAGUGUCUCAGACACGUAUGACCCUUACCUGGACAUUGCCGUGGAGAUCCGGCAAGCAGCAAACAUAGUGCGAGCCUUAGAGCUGUUUGUCAAACCAGACGUUCUGAGUGGAGAGAAUGCCUACAUGUGUGCCAAGUGCAAAAAGAAGGUGCCGGCCACGAAGCGCUUCACCGUCCACCGGACAUCUAACGUCCUCACCCUCUCUCUGAAGAGGUUUGCUAACUUCAGUGGAGGAAAAAUAACAAAGGACGUUGGUUAUCCAGAAUUUCUAAACAUCCGCCCCUACAUGUCUCAGAGCUCAGGCGACCCCGUUAUGUACGGUUUAUAUGCUGUCUUGGUGCAUUCUGGGUACAGCUGUCAUGCUGGUCACUACUACUGCUACGUUAAGGCGAGCAACGGGCAGUGGUACCAGAUGAAUGAUUCAAUGGUUCACUCCAGUAACAUCAAAGUGGUUUUGAACCAGCAGGCUUAUGUGCUUUUCUACCUGAGGAUCCCUGAGUCGAAGAAGAAUGCAGACGGCCAGACCACCAAGCAGGGAAUGUUACAUUCUGCGAAAAACAGUGCAUCGUCCGAGCAGAUAAAGAGAGCGAACUUGAACGGGCCGCUCUCUUCCCCACAAGUCACCAAGAAACUUGAGCCUGCACAGCUGCGUAAGAUCCAGUCUAUGGACGGCGGCCUGGGUUUGCCCAUUUCCAGGAACGGCGUGAACUCCCAGCCGCAGCCCAGGCUCUCCAACUGGACGUCGUCAUCCAACGGCGUGCCGAAGGUGCCAGGCGGACCCGCAGUCAUAGAGGAGCCUUUCAAGAAGGUGAAGAAGCCCUCUCCUCAGAGCCAGGUGCAGUCCCGCAGCACCACGCCCACGCCUUCCAACAACGGGGUCGCGAGGACGGAGGGGGACAAAAAACAAAGCGGCGAGGGCAGAGGGAUGGCAGCAUCUACCUCAUUCAAGUCUUUGUCGGACUCUUCCUCUGCUGACACAACUGACUCAAAGGAGGCCGCUGGUCCAAAAAGUGAGCCGGUAAGAGAGACGCCCUCCACGCCUCGGAAAGGCUCCAGCAGCUUGGCCUCUCCAGCCCGGAGCGUGGAGCACUCUCAGAGCACAGAGGAGCAGAAGACGGCUAAGUUAAAACCACCGGCGCUCAACAACAUCACAUCUGAGGCCACCAGCAUCAUGUCUCCACCACCUGCCAAGAAACUGGCUCUCUCAGCCAAGAAAGCUUACAGUCAGAGUCUGAGCAACAUUGAUGCUCUGCGCCGUUCGCCAAAGCAGCUGCCCACCGACCCUAAACAUCAAAAUCAACUUAAAUCCCCAGCCGUCACCUCAGCCCAUCACACUGACAGAGUUAGUCCAUUUAAUCCUCUUAAAGCCCAUUCAUCACCUUUUCCCCUCUCAUGUGGAUCUCUCAAGAAGCCACUUUUCUCCACACUGCAAAAACCAAAAGCCAGCCUUUCUCACAAAAUCAAUGGCCUUCACAGUCCGAACCCAACGAGCCCCAAGUCUUCCAGCAACCUUGGCCCCACAGCUCAAGAGCCAGACCUCGACCCUCUGGCUCAAAACGUCAGCCCAAAGAAGAAGAAAAAGAAGAGGAAAAGGCGACACUCUGAGGUGGAGGAUGAUAAAGAGACUUUUCCAUCCUCAGCUCCUUCCACACAGUCCAGCCCCACAGAGUCGGCGCACAAGAAGAAUGGCAAGAAGAAGAAGAAGAAGAAAAAACGGAAACUCGAAGGUGAUGAUGGGGAAAAAACUGAAGAGAGGGAGUUCGUCCAGUCACAUUUGGAUGUAUCGAAUCAAGAGGAGGAUUGGUGUCAGAGCGGCUUAUGGAGCCUAACGCCUCAUUCAGAUGCAGAGCCGUCAGAUCAGAAGCCACAGGAAGCUGAAUCUGUGAGGAAAAAAAAGAAGAAAAAGAAGAAAAUUAUUGAACAGGAGGUCUCUCUGCAGGAAAUAAACUCUAGAUGCCCCACAUCAGAAAGGGAUCCAGAGAUGAAAACUGCAAACAUCUAUCAUGAUGCAGAAGAUUUAAUAAAGGUGAACAAUAAAUUGACUAUAAGGAAGAAAAAGAAGAAGCUAAAAGAAGAGCAGCGAGGAGCGAGAAAAUGCUCUGAAGAUGAGUCAGCAGAAGAACCUGCCUCCAAAAAGAUCUCCACAGAGGACAGAAAAGUUGAAAGUACAGCCUCGGUAGUUGUGUGGGACAGCCAGGUGAGGGACGGCUACAAACGCAGCAAGGCUCCAGCGGCUGAUGGAAGCGCGCCGGUGAACGCCUCAAACCACGUCGUUCCUGCAGGCUGGGACGGGAAAAAGAGCAGUGACGUUGUGGAAGAGCUUCUCAAGAACUCCACAAACAAAGCUUAUGGAGCCAACGUCCUCAGCUGGGAUGGUGAAGUCUCUGCUGUCAGUAGGGAUGCGAUUGAAGACGUCCGCAGUGCCAUGUGUGACACAGUGAUUGAUGAGUGGGAUGAAGACUUUGACAGAGGGAAGGUGAAGAAAGUUAAGAACUACAAAGGAGAGAAGUGGAGGAGUGGCAGCAGCAUCUUCCAGAAGAUCCAGGACAGGCGGAACAAGUGGUCGGUAACACCUGGAGCGAAACGCGUUUUCGGAGUGCGACGCUGAGCUCUCGCUGACGGGAAAGCUGGACAGCCACACUGUAAACCAAACCUCUGUUCUUACUUUUUCUCCUGUUUUCAUCUUUGUCUGCUGUGCUAAAGACCAUUUCCCCAAUUUAGGAGAACAAUUUGUGUCAUAAGCAUCCCACUGAUGGUCUGACCAGUCCAAAAGUAUGAAAUAUGAAAAUGUUGCCUUUAUUGGCUCAUUAACAACAGAAAAUCCUCAUAUAUCUGUGUCACAUUAAUUGCUAAGUGUCCAUAUUUUUAAGCCUUAGUUGCUGUUAAAACUGCUCUGAAAUAAAAUGAACAUCGUAUAAAUAUGAGGAGUUCACUGCAACACUUUGGCUGUCUUGUCCGACUUUGACACAGUAUCUGCAGGCAUAAGGGCUCUCAAGUUUAGACAGUAAAGAAGUGACCUUUGUUUUAACCUUUCUCCUUGAUAUAUUCUAAACCAAAUUAUUCAGGCAUUUAAUUUUUUUUAAUGCAACAUAUUCCCCAAAUGGUUUUAAGUUGGUGCUGUUUGUUGUUUUUUUUAUUUUUAUUUUGGACCAAAUUUUGCCUUCUCAUUGUUGGCAAAAUAUUGGUUGAAAUUGCCAGGGUUUUGGGGUUUUUUUUGUAUAUAUGCAUGACUGAGCAAGGUUGGUGUCUUUUUUUUUUCUUUUUGUAUGAGUUACUUUUUUUUUUUUUUUUUUUUUAAACUGAGCAUCUCAGUUUUUUUCUCCAAAGGCCUUGGGUGUGGAAAUGGAACCUUCUCAUUGUCUACAAUAACUCUCCCACAAUAAGUAUCACUUUUGUAUUUUAUUUUAGUGACUGCAUCAGAAUUGGAUGUGAUCGUUUCUUUUUAUCUCUAUGCAAUUUUCUGACCACCAUCACGCCAGUCAUGUAAAAACUGGGCUGAGACUCAGGAACCCGGACCUCAUAUUCCCCCCCCCCCCGUCAACUCUGUGUCCAGAUCCAACUGCCUCCUCCUCUUCCUUCCUCCUCCUUUUCCAUUUCAGCGCAACCAUUCUACCUGGACCACCACGUUUGCAUCCUGUACAUCUUGUAGAAACUGUUUUAUACAAACGAUUUCCAAUUAGUGUACUGUCGGGGGGCACAAACGCGUAGAAAAACCCGUUCUAUCAAAACGCUUUGCCAACGUAGAAGACUGUACAGUCCGUCUUGUGCUAUGCUGUAAAGAUUUGCCCAUGCACUUCUUUUCAUUUUAGAGAUGUUGCCUUGAAUUGGCUACACCUAUAGGAUGUAAUGUUAUAAAUAUUUUAUUUAAAGAACAAAAGAAAGAUCUUUAAUGUGCUAAUACUCAGUUGAUGGAUGUUGACUUGAGAAUUUACCUGCAACGUGUUUGUGUAUAAGACUUACCUGUUUUCAUGCAAGUUCUCCUCUGUCACUGUAUACAGAGCAGGAGAGGUUGAAGCGGUCUUAACUUCUGUAGGACAUUUUUGUCAACUGUGAAAUCAUAACGUAGGCUAUGACUCUCAAAGAGGCACAGUGGAACAUUUAGCGUGAAUGUUUGCAAUGAUUCUGUGUUUUUGCACCGUAAUUUUUUUCUGACCAGGAAUGAGAACUUUCAUAAUGAAAGAAGCUCUUGCCACAGUACAUUUAAGUAAAAAAAAGGUGCAAUAAAGUUGUGACUUUUGUGAGUUUUUUUUUUCUAUUAAUUGAAAUAUUACAUAUUUAUAGCUUGCAUUGCAGGUAAAAGCUCCACUUUAAUUAGGGGUGUAUUGCUUUUUAUUUUUUUAUCAACAGUUUUUACCCUCAUCUAUUUACCCUUUCAACCAAAUGUACAUACACUAUCCCAAUCACGCCCAUUCUGGAAAAGAAAAAAAAAGAAAUUAAAAAUAAUGAUUUUCAUAUCUUAAAUAGAAGGGUUGUCCAGAGAAUGAUAGUGUCUCAUGGUGGAGAAUAGCAGUUGAGAAGGCUACUUAAUUCUAUAUAAAUUUCACGUCAGUCUUUUUAAACUAUAUUUUCUUCAUUAGCCUUAAAAAUAUAUGAAAUCAACCCUGUCUGAAUAGCUUAAUUAUAUUAAUUAAUCAAAAGAAGGCAGGGGAUAAAUAAAACAGAUUUCUUCAUGAAAACAACACUUUAAUAAUGCUUCAGUUAUAUUUUACUUUUAUUUUGGAUCUACUCGGUAUCUUAAAAAACAAACAAAAAAAAACUGUAACUUGCACCUGGGUCUCAGUAAGUUACUGUUAAAGGUGUUUCAGUAUUAAAAUUGCUAUUGCAAUUCAUUGACCGCACCGCUACUCCAAAGUCUUUACAUGAUUAUUGCUGUAUUUUAAUGUAAAGUAACAAACAUUCAUCUACAGUACUGUCACCAUGUUUUGUCUUACAGUAGGAUACUUUUACUGUAUUUCUAUUAAAAUUACAACUCUGACUUGAUUUUCUUCCAAGACUUCACACCCUGUCAUCCCACGGUGAUGUCAUUAGGCACUGACUAACGGAGUUUAGAAAAUGUGUUUGUGGCAAAUUGUCAUUCCAAGGUCAAAAUGUUCUAUCUAUCUAUCUAUCUAUCUAUCUAUCUAUCUAUCUAUCUAUCUAUCUAUCUAUCUAUCUAUCUAUCUAUCUAUCUAUCUAUCUAUCUAUCUAUCUAUCUAUCUAUCUAUCUAUCUAUCUAUCUAUCUAUCUAUCUAUCUAUCUAUCUAUCUAUCUAUCUAUCUAUCUAUCUAUCUAUCUAUCUAUCUAUCUAUCUAUCUAUCUAUCUAUCUAUCUAUCUAUCUAUUUGUCAAAAACAAAAAAUUAUACAUUAAGUCACAGUAAUUGUGUAUUCAAAAAAAUAUAUAUUCGUGUGUGUGACACAGCGGCACAAAAUAAGUUAUACGGAAGGCUUUAUUUAUAUUUAAAAAGCAUGUUAAAGAACUACAGAACACUGAUGCAAGAAUGAAAAAUAUGAAACAUACUCACACACAUAAAAGAAAAACAUUCGCUUUCCAUACAAAAUUACUUUAAUUUGCAUGACGCAUGCUGAGAUGCUCUGAGAUGCACUUAAGUGUUGAGGAAAGUUAAAGGUGAGUUAGACCGUGACAUCACAUCUGGGGUGGGAGGGGCCCAGCAUGUGGCCCGGUUCCUCCCGAGUGAGGAGGCGGAUAGGCGAGCACCCAACACCGGAUAAAACACGCAUAUCUCAGUCUGAAAACAGAGUGGAAGCGAGGCAAAUGUAACAGCAACAGAA